AUGAAAAAAAAUCAAUUUUUUCAUAUUGUUGAAAAUAACGACUUAUCUACUGCAUCAGGUGAAAAUUCGUUUUUUGAUUUAUCCGUUAAUUCCAAUGUGGACUUUAAAAAUGAAGAAAAAGAAAAAAAAAAUUUCGAUAACGUUGACGUUGAUAAUGUCCAACGUGAUAUUUUGAAUAAUCUUACUAAAAGAAAUGCUUUGAAUUACUUAGGUUUAUGCAACAAAAAAGAAAAUUUUGAACAUUUCAAAUGUGCAAAUAGGUCACAUGAAAAAAGCACUCUCCAUGCACAUAUAAAAUGUAAUAAGCACAAAGGAAAAAACGACUAUGAUAUGUAUCCUGCAUGCAUAAAAUAUGAAUAUGAAAAUAAUAUAUCAAGUGAUAUGUUAAAUUGUACGGAAAGAAAUGUAUCAAAUAUUGAGCCGAGUGAUGUAUCAAAUUAUAAGCUGAGCGAUGUUGUGCAUUUACCGAACUCCUGUUAUAGUAACAUCAACCAGGAAGAAGUUAUGAACAGGGAUUGUGUAAAAAAUAAAACUAUUUAUAAUAAUAGAGAAACGAAAAGAAAAAACGAUUUUUAUUGCUUGCAACAAAUAAUACAUAAUAAUUUAAAUAAUAACUAUGAUAAAAAUGAAAUAAAAAUUUUUCAUAUUUAUCAUGAUAAUAGAGCUGAAUGUUUAUUUAAUGACAUAAGUGUAAUAAAAUUCUAUGGGCAUAAAAAUAUAUGUAUAUAUGAAAAUAAAAAUUACAUAUAUAAUAAAAUUAAUACCAAUUUAUUUCAACAUAAUGAAGAAAAGAAAAAAAUGAUGUCUUUUAAUGUAGAUAAUGAUAUUUAUGAAUAUUUAUAUAAAGAAAAAAUAAAGCUAGUCAAUAAUAAAAAAGAUGGUAAUUGUAGUGCAGACGGAUUUAAUAAUAAAAAGGAUGAAAGUAACAAAGAAGUGCAAUACUUUCAGUUUUACAUUCACAAAUAUCCAUCUUUCUUAAAAGAUAAAAUAAAAACAUUUAUACAUAUAUAUAACAUGUUUAGUGUAUAUCCUUAUAUUAAUCAUAAAUUCAUUGAAGAUGGUAUAUAUUCCGAAAACUUAAAAGUUACUUGGAGUUGUGAAAAAUUAUUACAUAUAAGAUGGCACUUCUGUGAGGAAAACGAAUUAAAAGAAAUACUAAAUGACAUCGUCUUAAAUAAAAAAAAAGAGCAUAAUUUUGAUGAAAAUUUUAUGAAAAUCAAUGAUUUUCUUUACAUUAAUUUCUUAACACAAGAAAUAAAAAUACUUGAUAUACGCAACAAUCAAUUUGAUGAAAAUAAUUACAUAAUAUUAAAUGGCAGUGGUCUUUGUUUUUCUGCUCAUUAUUAUAUAAUGGUGCCUUAUCACAGGUAUAUUAACGAAAGUAGCAGAAAAGACAAUACAAAUGAUAAAAAUGGUGAUGCUAAUAAAAAUGAUAAAAACUAUCAUUUAACUUAUGAAUAUAUUUAUCUAUCGCAACUAUUUAAUAUUUAUGAUGAUUUCAACAUAUGCUUUUUAUAUCCAUUAUGUGUUUCUUAUUUUUUUUAUUAUCAUUUGUUUGUCAAAGAUAAAAUUAAAAAUGUAGUUGCAUCAUCACCGCAAGGAAUUUCCGAAAUGGAAGACAUAAAAUAUAACAAUACUUGUGAAGAGUCUUAUAUUAAUCAAUUAAAUGAUAUAUAUGUUAAAUUAAAAAACUGUUUUAAAAAAAAUAUACUGGAUGAUACACAUAAUUCUACUAUAAAAGUAAAAGGUGAUACUAUUGAAUUUUUAAUCCCACAAAGUUGUUACAAAAAUUUCGAAAAUGUAGAAUUCGUUAAUGAGAAAUCUUAUUAUUUGACGUUACUCUAUGUCAUAUGCAUAAGUAAGCAUGGGUUAUAUGAUAACCAAAAAAAAUUAGCUAACAUGGAUUGGUGCAAUGAUUACAAUAUUCUGCAUGAUAAUUGUUUUUCUGCAGCUGAUUUAAAAGAUGGUUACAACAAAUGUACAGGUACUAAUAACUGCAGCAACAAGUAUACAAGUGGGAGUAGUAACUGUCAUUGUACUAGUGCUCCGACUAACUCUACCACAAGAAAGUUCAACUGUGAUAACCCAAUGAAGGCAUAUCAUGGUGAAGGAGAAAAAUGGCAAUGGUGGUGCAGAGAAAAUUUAUUAUGCUCCAACGAGAUUAAAGAAAUUAGUAAUUUACGCAAUAUUUUUCCCGAUAAUAUAAAAAAUUAUUUUAAUACAUGUAACAAAAUUGACAAUAUCAUAAAAGUUAGCAUACGCAAUGAUGGCAUGUGUUUUUUUUAUGUUAAAAGUAUCGUCAGCGAAUAUUUAUUUUAUUCAUUUUUCAUAUUAUUUAACUCGAAAGAAAAUCUUCUUCAGCUAAUGAGGAGCAGGAAAACGAGUAACCAUAAUGGUAAUAUUAAAAGUGAUAGUGUUGAUAAUGAGGAUGAUAUUAAAGGCAAUUAUGAUAAUGCUAAAAAAAAUAAUAAUAAUAAUAAAGUUAUAUAUAAUAAUAAUAAUAAAGUUAUAUAUAAUAAUAAUAAUAAUAAUAAUAAUAAUGUUAUAUGUAAUAAUAAUAAUAAUAAUAAUAAUGUUAUAUGUAAUAAUAAUAAUAAUAAUGUUAUAUGUAAUAAUAAUAAUAAUAAUAUUAUAUGUAAUAAUAAUAAUAAUAUUAUAUGUAAUAAUAAUAACUACAGCAUCAACUGUAGUGUUGGCAACUUGGACCGUCAUAUCACGAAUGACAGCAAAAAAGACAACUGCACAUUUGUUCCUAAGCUUAACCAAAAUAUGAGCGUUCACAAUAAUAAAGAACAUUUAACAGAUGACGGAUCUCGGUUAGAAGGUUACUAUAAAUUAAAUAACAAAUUUUACUACUUAAAUCCGAUUAAUUUAUUACAUACUUUUAAUAAUACUGACUUACAAAAUGAUGACUCUUUGUAUAAUUUUAAUUAUGUAAACAACAAAAGCGGGUUAUCACCUAUGUUCGCAAAUAUCCAUCGGAUAUUCGAAAUUAACAAUAUAAAAAAUGUUUAUAAUGAUAUUUAUAUUUGUGAAAAUAAAAAAGUAAAUACCUUCAAACUAAUUAAUAUAAUGAAUAAAGAAAAAAAAAAAAUUUUAACUCCUUACUAUUUCAACAUAAAUGAAUUAACUCCUCUCUUCUUUUUAAGGUUGUCAAAUACACAUAUAUAUGACAUCAAUAGACAAAUGAAUAAAGUUUUCGAAUAUAUAAAUUAUAAUAAUAAAACGUUUACACCUUUUUUAAAAGAACAUGAAAAUUAUGAAAUGAAUGUUCAGUUAGAUUUGUUAGAAAAUAUAUAUACCAUUAAUAAUGAACUAUAUUUAUUAUAUACUAAAAAAAUUAACUAUUCCCAUGAUAUUUAUAAAUAUAACUACUUAUAUGUUCAGGAUUAUCUACUAAAAAAUUAUAUGCUUUAUUAUAAUAUUUAUUUUACAAUACAUGAUGAAUUGAAAAAAAAUGCGUAUUAUAAAUUAAAAUAUACAAACAAAAAUAAAGAAACUAUAUCAAUUCACUUUACCGUAUCUUUUAAUUAUGUGUAUGAUCAAUUGAAGUCCCAUUUUCAACUAACUCCACAAUUCUGCAUAACCCACAUAGAGCAGAAUUCACAUCAAAAUUUUGAAGAACAUAAUUACAUAUCAUUCAUUCAAAAUUAUGUGAAUGAAAAAUGCUUAAAAUGA
This is a messenger RNA of Plasmodium malariae, 3678 nucleotides long. Its product is annotated as conserved Plasmodium protein, unknown function. The transcript has a single exon. The coding region runs from base 1 to 3678 and encodes 1225 amino acids. The record is from RefSeq and is a predicted model, not a curated record. NCBI's taxonomy places the organism in Eukaryota, Apicomplexa, Aconoidasida, Haemosporida, Plasmodiidae.